CGGAAUCUAUCAAUUUAAGUUGUACCAUGAAAGAUCAUUCAAUAAUAUUUGUGGGGACGGAGCCCUCAAAAGACAAAGAUUCAGUGACACGCACCUUAUCGUAUUUCACAAUGCCUGCCAAUGAUCUGCCGAAACGGAUAUUGCUUUCGUUCACGCCACCACUUCAUUCUAGAUUUGUGUACGUAGACUUCUUGGGACCGUGUUUGGCGUUCAUACUGUUGGCCACGAUACUUGGCUACGGACAUGCCUACAAAGCACCAUCGGCUAUUUAUCACAGGUCACCCACCGAAGUGUUGGCCGUCUAYUGCCUAUCGAUGCCAGCAAUUUGUUAUAUUUUAACCCGUUUAGGAAAAUCUAGUAUAUCAUUUUUGCAGAUAUUGUCAUUAUUAGGGUAUGGUCUUUAUGGUUAUGUAUUAACUCUUGUUAUUAGUUUUAUAUCGGAUGAAACAAAUAAUGUAAUAUUUUAUCUGGCCAUGAUACUGUUUACUGGCACUAGCGUUUUUAGAACAUGUCUUAUAAUAUUGCUAACAAUUAAAUUACCUGCCAUCAGACUAUUAGUUUGCAGUAUCAUUGCUAUUUUACAAAUGUUGUUUGUUGUGUUUUUGUAUUUUACAUUUGUUCAUUCAAGCUUUGUGUUCCGCAAACAUUAGACAUUUAAAAAUUAGUUUGUUGAUUAAAAUAUCUAAACAAUAAAUAAAUGAAUGUGCACAUUACA
Molecule: messenger RNA, 715 nt
Organism: Diuraphis noxia (Russian wheat aphid)
Lineage: Eukaryota; Metazoa; Arthropoda; Insecta; Hemiptera; Aphididae
Product: protein YIPF3-like
Source: RefSeq, a predicted model, not a curated record